AAUCUUCAUCUCGCUUUCUCUCGCAGCUCGCAGUCUUGAAAGUUCCGUCGAAGUUCUUGCUGGAGUAUUUCGUUUGCAGUGUGAUAUUUCUGCUAAUCCAGUGAAAAAUAAUAAUAGUGUUCCUUUUAAACGUUUUAUAACACCAAAAAGUUUUCUAAAAAUGGCUCCACCAGCAUACUCAGAUCUUGGAAAACAGGCUCGCGAUGUUUUCAACAAGGGUUACCACUUUGGCCUGUGGAAGUUGGAUGUUAAGACCAAGACCAGCUCUGGAGUAGAGUUCAAUACCAGUGGUCACUCGAACCAGGACAAUGGCAAAGUAUUCGGUUCUCUUGAGACCAAAUACAAGGUCAAGGAGUACGGUUUGAACUUUUCUGAGAAGUGGAAUACUGACAACACGCUUACCUCGGAGGUAUCCAUUGAAAAUCAACUGGUCAAUGGACUGAAACUGUCGUUCGAUGGUUCAUUUGCACCGCAAACCGGAAGUAAAACCGGACGAUUCAAGACUGCCUACUCGCACGAUAAAGUUCGCGUUGAUGCCGAUGUGAACGUCGAUCUCGCUGGUCCGCUGGUAAACGCAUCCGGUGUGUUCGGUUACCAGGGCUGGCUUGCCGGCUACCAGGUUGCAUUUGACUCGCAGAAAUCCAAGGUUACCGCCAAUAACUUUGCCCUUGGCUACUCCACCGGCGACUUCAUUCUGCACACGAAUGUCAACGACGGCCGUGAAUUUGGCGGUCUGAUCUACCAGCGAUGCAAUGAUCGCCUGGAGACCGGUGUACAGCUGUCGUGGGCCACUGGCUCAAAUGCGACCCGAUUCGGUCUUGCUGCGAAGUACGAUCUGGACAAGGACGCAAGUGUCCGCGCUAAGGUCAACAAUCAGAGUCAGAUUGGUCUUGGUUAUCAGCAGAAGCUGCGUGACGGUAUCACUUUGACACUGUCCACGAUGAUCGACGGCAAGAGCUUCAAUACUGGCGGACACAAGAUCGGUGUCGCUCUGGAACUGGAAGCCUAAGCUGGAGUAAAAAUCGUGUUCGUUUUUUAACAAACCAGAUUCAAAUCCAAUAACUAUUAAAAGCAUAAACUAACAAAGAAGAGAAUACCACGUAUAGUAAAAACAUUCGCGACAUGUUGAAAGACAGUGUUAGUCUUGGAAAUGUAUCCCUCUCGCGGGGCAUAUUCUUCGAUUAUUGGAGUGUGCUACCAAAGCACAGCUAUUAAGCCGCCAGAAACCAUAUAAGAGGAAAAAUCGUAAAAAAUCAAAUAAAGAUGGCAAAAUCUGUAAACUAUCAAUGUUUAACAUUUAUUAAUUCGAUGAGAAAAGUGUAGCAAAUCUGUUGACACGCGUUUAACAGUUGACCGCUGGACCUACAUAUAUUUUAAUAAUGACACAAAACGAAUACCUACACCAUCAUCAACACGGUUAGAAGAAUGCGACACUUUUUAUUUGUGGAAUAACCCCCCAUAUUGCGGACCCCCUUAGCAAUUACCGCUACCCUGCGAACUAGUAGUUAAACUUUAGUAAAAACGUAAACAAUGCCGAAAAUACUACAAAAGAUAAGCCGUGUACAAUUGAGUAAUAAGGUGGGAUUAGAGCGAAGCAAAUAAGUGCAGUGCACGGUCGCCAGCUUGAUAUGCACUGUGAAUUAAUGGGAAAUCUGUGCAACUAACACAAAGCUUUGAAGGAUGAUAUAAAGAAAAGAAUAAAAUAAAGUUCAACAACUGAUUCCACGCUCAACAA
Molecule: messenger RNA, 1735 nt
Organism: Topomyia yanbarensis
Lineage: Eukaryota; Metazoa; Arthropoda; Insecta; Diptera; Culicidae
Product: voltage-dependent anion-selective channel-like
Exons: 5
Coding region: 161-1009 (282 amino acids)
Biological process (GO): monoatomic anion transmembrane transport
Cellular component (GO): mitochondrial outer membrane
Molecular function (GO): voltage-gated monoatomic anion channel activity
Source: RefSeq, a predicted model, not a curated record